Salvelinus namaycush (lake trout) is the source of this 1947-nucleotide messenger RNA. RefSeq names its product otolith matrix protein OMM-64. NCBI's taxonomy places the organism in Eukaryota, Metazoa, Chordata, Actinopteri, Salmoniformes, Salmonidae. The transcript is spliced from 22 exons. The coding region runs from base 1 to 1947 and encodes 648 amino acids. The record is from RefSeq and is a predicted model, not a curated record.
AUGUUGUCACGACUGUUGAUUGUUCCUUUGAUCUUUGCUUUGGCUGGUCUCGCUAUCUCAGCCCCCGUUACUGAUGGAACCGAGGCAGACAAUGAUGAGAGAGCUGCACCCUUGCUAGUGCACCUUAAAGGUGACAAAGAUGGCGGAGGCCUCACAGGCAGCCCGGAUGGAGUAUACGCAGGGACCACAGAUGGGACUGAUUCCAGUAAAGAGCUAGCAGGAGGUGCAGUGGAUACCUCACCUGAUACAACAGACACCCCAGAUGCCAGUAGCAGUGAUAUAUUCCCAGACACAUACAACAGAGAUACCAGCGUGGAAACUACAGGCAAUCCUGAUGACUCUGAUGCCCCAGAUGCAGCUGAAGCAGCAGGCAGCCAAGAUACAACGGAUGCAGCUGAUGCCUCUGAGGCUGUGGCAGAGACCGUAGACACUUUUGAUAUACCAGAUACAGAUGGUGCAGAUGACAGGGAGAAGGUGUCAACAGAGGUGUCAACAGAGGAUUUGGACUCAGCAGGUGUGGAUAAGUCUCCAGAAAGUGACUCCACAGAGUCUCCAGGAAGUGACUCCACAGAGUCUCCAGGAAGUGACUCCACAGAGUCUCCAGGAAGUGACUCCACAGAGUCUCCAGGAAGUGACUCCACUGAGUCUCCAGGAAGUGACUCCACAGAUGAAGUGCUGACAGACGUGCAAGCUGACUCUGCUGAUGUGACCAGUGAUGACAUGGAUGAGGCCACAGAGACGGACAAAGAUGAUGACAAGAGUGACGACAAGAGUGAUGCAGAUGCUGCCACAGACAAAGAUGACAGUGAUGAGGAUAAGGACACUGAACUAGAUGGUAAGGCCCAUGCAGAAGACACACAGACAGAGGAAGCGGCAGACAGCGACAGCAAACAAGGCGCUGCAGACUCAGACUCUGACACGGACGAUGACAGGCCAGAGAAAGACGUCAAGAACGACUCAGAUGACAGCAAGGACACCACCGAAGAAGACGACAAACCAGACAAAGAUGAUAAGAAAAACAGAGACAGCGCAGACAACAGCAAUGAUGACAGCGAUGAGGUGAUCCAGGUCCCCAGGGAGGAACCAGAGCAGCAGGAAAUGAACCUGGAGGAGGGAGGAGUGAUUGGCAGCCAGGAGGAGACUGUAGCAGCAGACAAGGAGGAGGGGAGUGAUGUGGGGGACCAGAAGCCCGGCCCUGAAGACAGCAUCGAGGAGGGAAGCCCUGUAGGGAGGCAAGAUUUUGAGCCUCCACAGGAUUCGGAGGAGGAGGAGGCGAAGCUGGAGGCAAAGGAGGAGGAGGAGCUGGAGAAGGAGGCAAAGAAGGAGGAGGAGUUGGAGGAGGCGGAGGCAAAGAAAGAGGAGGAGGAGCUGGAGGAGGAGGAGAGGAAACUGAAAACAAUAGAGUCCGACAGUCAGGAGGACAGUCAGGAGGACAGUAAGGAUGAAAGUGAGGCUGAACCAGACUCCAACAGUAAAAAGGACAUUGGGACCAGCGAUGCCCCUGAACCACAAGAGGAUGACAGUGAAGAGGACACUGAAGCCCAGCCAGAGGACACUGAUGAUAGCAUGAUGAAAGAGCCCAAAGAUUCUGACGAUGCUGCGUCUGACAAAGAUGAUAAAGACAAGAAUGAUAUGGACAAAGAAGAUAUGGACAAGGAUGAUAUGGACAAAGAUGAUAUGGACAAGGAUGCCUCUGACUCAGAGGAUGACCAAUCUGAAUCGGAUGCAGAGCCAGGCGCAGAUUCACACACAGAUGUCGAUGAGAUAGAUGGGGAAGAAACAAUGACUCCAGAUUCAGAAGAGAUAAUGAAGUCUGGUGAGAUGGACUCGGUUGUCGAGGCAACUGAAGCCGUUCCAGCUGACAUUCUGGACCAACAGGAUGACAUGACACAGGGCACCUCACAGGCUGCUGAUGCUGCUGCCAGCGCCCCGGCAGCCCAGUCUUAG